CUGAAAGGCCUUCAGUGUUGAAGACUUUCUGCACAGCCUCAGCUAGAAGGUGAUCGCAACGAUCUUACAAUGGGCUUUUUCUUCCGAUUCGGUAACCCACGCAAUCCCAGGUGUCGCAGGGGCGGCAUGGGCAGGUUCAGGGGGAGGGGCGGUCGCAACCGAGGAGGCGGACGACGUCGAUGCAUUGGUUCCAGGCGGGUGCCCUCAUAUUGCAGCCCCAACUCUCGACCACGCCCUUCAGAAUGUGACGAAAGGUUCUUUCGACCUGGAAUCGGUAAUUUUUUUUAACCAACUGUUUCCGAGGCCACGCCCGUCAACACGCCCAGGGCCACCGGGUUCACGACCGCAAGGCCCGUCGCCACGCCCACCAAUAGAAGAAUGUGAAAUACCAACUGUAGGGCCCGACUGGGAGCAAGCCACGCAGCAGCAAGAAGAGACAAUACCAGAGGAGCCAGAUGUAAAAGAAGAAGAGCUGGCAACAAAACUGCACGUAACUGGGGUCGACCUUCACUACGCCGACAAUGCCAAGGCGCAUCACACUGAUAUGUACGCAUGCGCGAAGGGAACUGAAGGCAGAGACGCAGAGCUUGUUCUUCGUAGAGGUCAAGAUUUCAAGAUGACCAUCACCUUCGACAGGCCGUAUGACAUCAAGCAGAAUGAUAUCACGUUGAUGUUUAAUUUGGGUGACGACUACAAACCCAACAAAAGUUUGAAUGCAUCCUUCAGGGUGGACGAAACUGGGGCCACCAAGUACAAGCCGAAGUGCUGGGGUGCGACGGUCAUCGGUCAGAAGGGCAACUCCCUCACACUGUCCGUCUUCGUUCCGGCAACUGUGCCCAUCGGCGAGUGGGAAUUCGCUGUCCAAACUAUCGUGGACGUCAAGGACGGCAAGAACAUUGUCUGGCAGUACGACCACACAGCGGACGCCAUUGACAUAAUAUUCAAUCCAUGGUGCAAAGAGGACUGGGUGUACAUGGAGGACGACGUGUGGAGGACAGAGACGGUCCUCAACGACAACGGCACUCAGUACUACGGCACCUACAGCAAGGUCGGGGUGUCAGCCUGGGCCUACAACCAGUUCAGCUAUGGCAUAUUGGACGCUGCUCUUCACCUUGUGAGGAAAUCAUACGGAUUCCAGGCCACUCCAGCCAUGGCCAGCCCAGUCAAAGUCUGCAGGAAGAUUGCCCAGAUUGUUAACUCCUCCGACGAUGACGGGGUCCUCGUGGGCAACUGGACCGGGAAGUAUGCUGGGGGUGUUGCCCCGUCCACGUGGGUGGGUAGUGAGAACAUCCUAUUGAAGUAUAUGAAGACAGGGAAACCAGUGCGGUACGGCCAGUGCUGGGUGUUCUCCGCUGUCACCACGACUGUGUGUAGAGCUAUUGGGCUGCCUUGCCGCAGUGUCACCAACUACUCCUCUGCCCACAACACCGACAUGGCCAGGCUCAGCAUCGACGUCAUCAAAAGACAAGUGGGCCGCAAGAUUGAAGAAGUCAGGGAUGACUCCACAUGGAACUUCCACGUGUGGAAUGAGGUUUACAUGAGACGCCCGGAUCUGAACACAGACGCCAUGAAGUACGAUGGGUGGCAGGUUAUUGAUGCCACACCCCAGGAACGAAGCGAUGGUGUGUACGUGUGUGGCCCAGCCCCUGUCGUUGCCGUCAAAGAAGGUCACCUAGAUGUGGGGGACGACACCAGCUUCGUCUACGCCGAGGUGAACGCCGAUAAAGUGGAAUGGACGAACAGCAAUCAGCUCAAUGCCUUGGUGGAGACAAAGCGAUAUAGAAAUGUUAUCGGCAAGUGCAUCAGCACCCACAAACCGACAGGGAAGCCCUACGUCUCUUCUUCAACAGGCAACUUGAUGACUGGGGAUGACAGGAUGGAGAGGGAAGACCUCACUAAGUGCUACAAGUACGAAGAAGGAUCGGUAAAGGAGAAGGAAAUUUACAGAGCUGCAGAGAGGAAGUUCCGUCUGAUGAACGGUGACGACAGUGACCCGGCCAAAGCCGCUGCCCAGCCGCAGACUGGCAACCUUGACAUUGAGAUUGAGGAGAUUGACGAUAUCACAGUAGGCAGCCCAUUCACCUGCAAGGUGAAGGUCAAGAACACUGGCAGUAAAUCAUUACGUACCGCCGAUGUGAUGCUCAAGGUGAUGUACAAAACCUACUUCGACGCCGUCACGGGGAUCGCUGCUGAAAGCACAGUGGACAAUGUGAAGCUGAGGGCUGGUGAUUGCAAAGAAUUCACCAUAGAUGUAACGAGAGAGGAAGCAUGCGAGAGGCCUGAAGAUGAAUUCAACUUCGAAGUGAAAGCUGAUGUCAUUUGCUGGGAGGAUGAGAGGGACAAUGCUACAAAGGACCUGGACUUCCGCCUGAGGAAACCCGACCUGACGCUCUCGGGUCCGGCGACGUGCACCCUCUCUGAUACAAUCAGAGUGGAAGCUUCCUUCAAGAACCCACUGUCGGUGCCGCUGACGGGGUGCUCGGUGUCGCUCGCAGGAGGAUUUGCCCCAGUAGGCAUUACCAAGGAGACCAUGGAGAUUAGGAACAUCGGGCCUGGCAAAUCUUGGUCCACCACUCUCAAUCUCUGUCCCAAAGAGGCUCCCCGCGGGGCGAAGGCACGAGCUGUUUGUUUGGGGUUCGAUUCCAAGGAGCUUCCUGACGUUACAGGGAAGUUCUCCUUGGAACUUGUGGAAGAGGCUGCAGUAAAGAUAACCAAGUAAUUGAAAACUUCCUACAGCGUUAUGUAACAGCGUUUGAAAUGUAUUCUUUUCUUCAUUUUGUUAAACUUCCAAAUAUCUUGGUGAUGGUAGAACUAAUACGUGAACGCUUGCGUAGCCUUGAUGGUACCAUUUUAGGCUGAUUGACGUAUGGUAUGAUUGAGCGGCCACUGUGGUAGAACUUGGAGGCUGAUAGGAAAGAACUUUGAAAAUAGUGCCUUCCAGAUUUGAGGAAAGUGUUCUCAGAGACCAGAGGAUGAUGUUUCAUCUCUUUGAUGAUGCUGUUGAAUAGAUUUGCAGAUGAACCAAUGCUUUGAAGGAACCGUUUAGACCUUUGAAUGUGGUUUGUAUUGGAAUGGAGAGAUGUCCGACGAUUUCGUACGGUUUUUGUCGCUUUUGUUUUUUAAGCUUUGGUGAUACUUGUUUAGACAUUUGAUGUAACUGAUUUGAAGGUGCCUGUGCAGGUGCUCUGGUCGAUUGUAUCUGAGACUAACUGAAGGAUUGUAUGCAAUGUCUUGCCUUGCCAAUACCUAGAAACUACAACAUUGGUUACAAACAUCACUCUGAACGCAAGUCAUAAUAACGCAUACUGGUCUCGACUUUUGCAAAUACAAACCAAACAAU
This is a messenger RNA of Haliotis rubra (blacklip abalone), 3340 nucleotides long. Its product is annotated as annulin-like. Gene Ontology annotation, biological process: peptide cross-linking. The record is from RefSeq and is a predicted model, not a curated record. The transcript is spliced from 16 exons. NCBI's taxonomy places the organism in Eukaryota, Metazoa, Mollusca, Gastropoda, Lepetellida, Haliotidae. The coding region runs from base 545 to 2719 and encodes 724 amino acids. Gene Ontology annotation, molecular function: protein-glutamine gamma-glutamyltransferase activity.